Necator americanus (New World hookworm) is the source of this 234-nucleotide messenger RNA. RefSeq lists its product as uncharacterized. The transcript is spliced from 3 exons. The record is from RefSeq and is a predicted model, not a curated record. Gene Ontology annotation, molecular function: serine-type endopeptidase inhibitor activity. The coding region runs from base 1 to 234 and encodes 77 amino acids. Lineage: Eukaryota; Metazoa; Nematoda; Chromadorea; Rhabditida; Ancylostomatidae.
AUGAAAUUCCUGCUAAUCCUCUUCUGUCUCGUUAUAGUGUUCGAAGCGAAAUUUAUUAGGCCGAAAAGGUGUCUUCAGGACCCAGACAAAGGAAAAUGUAGCCUCAAGAAGUUAUGGUGGUAUUUCAACCAAAAAUCGGGAAAAUGUGAACGAUUCGAGUACAGCGGUUGUGGUGGAAAUUCAAACAACUUCCCGACAUUUACUGGUUGUAGAAAAGUUUGCAAACCUGAUUGA